CUGCGUACGAGCUCAGAGUUGGCUGGGCGCGCCCACCCGCACGCGGGGGGGGGGCGGCAAUAACGGAAGGGUUCUUUCUUUUGAAAAAAGAAAGAAAGUCUCUCCCCCUCCCGUCGUCAUCCGUUGCGGCAGACUGUGGGGAAAGGAUGCUUACGUCCCUCCUCUCUCCACCUCCAGCCUCGAUGUUAGACGACCAGCGGGGAAGCAAGCAAGUUUCCUCCUUACCCCGGAUCCCUUCAGGUGCCUCGAUCAUCUUUCAGAAUUCCAGACGGCGCCACUUUGAUUGAAGGACUUGCCCUUGUGACCAUUGCGCACCACCACAUUUCCUUUGCCCAACAUGUCCAAAGCAGCCACUCGCUCCUCCAUCUUUAAUGUGAUGCGCCAUGCUCAUAACCCCGCCUGCCCCUGUCACGGCUGCGCCUCCAUGCGCAACCCAGCGAACGUUGCUGCGAUCGCGCGCGCGGGCCUCAACAUGAUCGGCAAGCACAAUGUCUCCCCAAGCGCCGGCAGGCACUACGCCACUCCGGUGGACCAUACGUUGCAAAAGGAGUACGCGUUCGAGCUAGCCGCGAGCAAUAUCCGCUACGGCGAGGGUGUCACGCAGGAGGUCGGCAUGGACUUCAAAAACCUCGGCGCGACCAAAGUUGGCGUCUUCACCGACUCAACCGUGCGAAAUCUGACGCCAAUGAAGCAGGCAAUUGAAUCGCUCGAGCGCGCUGCUGUCAGGUAUGAGAUUUACGACAAGGUCCGCGUGGAGCCAAACGACCUUUCCUGGUAUGAGGCGAUCGACUAUGCACGCAAGGAAGAUUUCAGCCAUUUCCUCGCCGUUGGAGGUGGCAGCGUGAUGGACACGUGCAAGGUGGCCAACCUGUUUACGUGCUACCCGCAAGCCGACCUGCUCGACUUUAUCAACGCGCCGAUCGGCAAAGGCCAGCCGAUUGACAAGGUGCUUCGGCCUUUAAUCGCCGUGCCGACCACCGCCGGUACCGGGUCCGAAACGACCGGAACGGCCAUCACCGACAUCGCUAGCUUGCAGGCGAAAACGGGCAUCGCCAGCCGCGCGCUUCGGCCGCUUCUCGGGAUUGUUGACCCGCUCAACACCGAGACGUGCCCCACUGCGGUGCACAUCAGCGCUGGUCUCGACGUACUCGGUCACAGCCUCGAGUCGUACACUGCUUUGCCAUACAACGAACGUGUACCGCGCCCAUCAAACCCGAUCCUGCGCCCCUCGUACCAAGGCUCGAAUCCCAUCUCAGACGUCUUCUCGCUCUGGGCGCUGAAGCAGGUAGUCAAGUACUUGCCACGCAUCGCUAAGGACCGCACCGACGUCGAGGCGCGCGGGCAGAUGCUCCUCGCGGCCACGUUUGCCGGUAUCGGGUUCGGAAAUGCCGGCGUACAUCUUUGCCACGGGAUGAGCUACCCAAUCUCCGGGUUGAAUAAGAAAUUCGCCAAGUACCAACACCCUGGCUACGAAGUCACACACCCCAUCGUCCCACACGGGAUCAGCGUCGCUCUGACAAUCCCCGCCGUGUUCGAGUUCACCGCGCCGUCGAGCCCGGACCGGCACCGGGAGAUCGCAGCGAUCUUCAAAGGCCACGACGCCAUCAGCGAGGACAGCGCCGUGCAGCGCCUGCCGGACAGCGAGGUGGGCAAGGUCGUGUACGACCGCCUCGCCGAGUUCCUUGCGCGCCUCGGCGUCCCGCGCGGGCUGGCAGAGAUUGGGUACAAGAGCGAACACAUCCCGGAUCUCGUACAGGGCACGUUGCCGCAAAAGAGAGUCACCGUCUUGGCGCCGGGAAUCGCACAAGCACCGGACGAUGGCGCCGAGCACAUUUCGCGAAUUCUCGAGAAGUCCAUGUCGUACUGAGCAGGGCGCCUCGUCGUGUCGUCAGCCCGAUAUGUGGCAGGCAGCAUCAUCUCCCGAAAGGUUCUCGCCUACCCCAUUGUGUAUUGUAGUCUCUGCUAGCAUCCUUUGGACAAGCAACAGAUCAAGCAAUGUCAACGUUCAAAAGCGA
Messenger RNA from Tilletiaria anomala UBC 951, 2015 nucleotides. Its product is annotated as putative alcohol dehydrogenase. NCBI's taxonomy places the organism in Eukaryota, Fungi, Basidiomycota, Exobasidiomycetes, Georgefischeriales, Tilletiariaceae. Bases 338 to 1867 code for a protein of 509 amino acids. The transcript has 6 exons. Gene Ontology annotation, molecular function: alcohol dehydrogenase (NAD+) activity; metal ion binding. Gene Ontology annotation, cellular component: mitochondrion. The record is from RefSeq and is a predicted model, not a curated record.